Funneliformis geosporum is the source of this 519-nucleotide messenger RNA. NCBI's taxonomy places the organism in Eukaryota, Fungi, Glomeromycota, Glomeromycetes, Glomerales, Glomeraceae. The record is from the annotation of a GenBank genome assembly.
AUGCGUAAAGCCUUGCUGUCACAUGAUUUCAGCUUACAUGAUCAGUAUAAUAUAGCUAAAUUCGCAGGAAAAUGUCAAAAAAAAUUGCAUUGUAACCAAAAUAUUAUAGUUAAGCAUAAUCAAGAACAUGCCGUAAAUUAUGCUAAUCAAUGUCAAGAAUUGCAAUGUUUUGAUUUUAAUCAGGAAUUAAUUUCAUAUAAAUGCAAAGUAGAAGAAAGGAUACAAACCAAUGCAUUUUAUCCUUCCUUUGCAAAAUUAAUUUCAGAUUUUGAUGCAAUUAUUAAGUAUCAAAGUUGUUCCACAUUUCUUAAGAAAACUGCAACUGAAACAAUAUUAUUAGCAUCAAAACAAAUAUUUGGAUUUGAUCAGCUACGAGAAGGACAACUUGAAGCAGUAGAAACAUAUUUAAGAGGGAUAACAAUAGUUAUUAGCCCAUUAAAAGCUUUAAUGGAAGACCAAAAACGCAAGACAGAAAUGAGUAAUGCAAAAUUUUUGAAGAAAUUGCUCUUGGAUUUAUAA